GUGAGUCAUGGCGCUGUACAGUGGGCUAGUGGGAGUAGGGGCCAGUGAGUCAUGGUGCUGUACAGUGGGCCAACGAGUCAUGGCGCUGUACAGUGGGCCAGUGGCUAUUGGGUCAUGGCGCGUACAGUGGGCCAGUGGCCAGUGGGAAGCGGCUAUUGGCUGGCGCAGCUGCAGAGUUGGCCAAUGGGGAGCGGCUAUUGGAAGGGCAGGGCGCUGAUUGGCGGGCGCGCUGCGGGUCUCCACCAAUGAGCGGCGCGCACCGCCCGCUAUUGCUCAGGCAGCCACAAGGACCCCGGGCAUGAGGCGGCCGCGCCACCCGCCUGGCCUCUGACUAAAUGAGCAACAGUGAAACAACACUCCCCAGUCCGAGAUACAUUGAUGCAGGGAAAUCAAUGCACGGAUAAUCACACUCCGAUUUUUUUUGGGGGGGAAGAAUUUACAUGUGGAGUGCAGUGAAAAAUGAAUCGAAAACAUAACUAUUUGGAAUAAAGAAAAAUCACCUAGUGAAUAAAUAUUUGGGAGAAUGGGAGUGGGUGAUUUUGUUGUGCCCUGUGAGGUGUUUGAGGAGAGGGGUGGUGUUUAGCUGAAGGUUUGAGAAUGUGAUUCCUGACAGGAGAGUGCGGGAACAGCUGCUGGAGCUGACCUAUCUUAGCCCCUGAUGUGAUGGCGAGGAAACCCCGUUAGGCAGGCGCUCUUCAUGACGGUAAAGAGUUGUACCCAGCUGAGACGUGACGUGAUGUGGGUAUGGAGCAGCCUCUGGCAGAAUCGACGCUGCAAUAGGGGAGUUAGAGACGCUUAAAGCAAGAGGCGCACCCCAGGCGUUCGAUGAUGUCGGCUCAUGCAGUUGACAUGGAUGAUGAAGAUGGGCGUUGUCUCCUAGAUGUAAUCUGUGACCCUCAGGCCCUCAAUGACUUCCUGCACGGUUCAGACCAGCUUGACGGUGAGGAUCUCCUGGACACGAACGCUGAUCCAGCCAGUGCUUUCUUCACCGAUGCCUCGCUCAAUGUACAGGAUGCAUCGGUGAACCACAUGAACAGUGGCCAGCCUCCCAGCUCCAGCAGCGCUGUUGACCUGGACUUCCUGGAGGAUGAUAUCCUGGGUCCGAGCUCGGCCUCGAACCUGCCCGGCUCAGCAGAACCAUGUGACAUUCUUCAGCAGAGCCUGCAAGAGGCCAACAUCACCGAGCAGUCACUGGAGGAUGAUGCGGGGCUGGACAUUGGGUCGCUGCAUUUCUCCUCGUUGCAGCCAGUGUCGCAGGGGGCUGAGGCGGCUCAUCUGUUUGCUGGCAGCACGGAGCUGAUGGGGCUGCAACAACAGCCGUCCGCAGUGCUGGCACAGCAGACCCUGAUCCAGCAGCAAACCAUCGCUGGCCAGGUGGUGAACAAGGCUAUUAACAUCCAGCCUUUCCUGCAGCAGGUGGGACUGGGCAACGUCACCCUUCAGCCUGUGUCCAACAUCCAGGGUCUGCCCAACGGGAGCCCCUCCGGCACGCUGGGCAUCGGCCAGAUCCAGGUGGUCGGUCAGUUGUCCAGCCAGCCGGUCAUGGCCCAGCAGAUCAUCGGCAAGGCUGGGCAACCCACGGUGACCACAGUGCCGGGAGUCAGUUACAUCUCCUCACCCGCAUCUGAGCAGCAAGUGUCCGCGGUGUCACCCACCAACGCCAGCCUGGUGCUGCAGAAGAAUGCCGGUCCCAACGCGCUCAACGGCAACUCUCUGUUUGCAGGGCAGGCGGGGGUGCGUCCCGCAUCUGGCCCCACACUCAUGCAGGCACAGCUGGCUGGCCCCAACGUCAUUGUCCAGCGCACCCCAACACCCAUUCAGCCCAAGCCCAGUGCCAGCUUAGUGCAGCACAAACUCUUCCAGAUCAGCUCCAAGCCCUUCUGCCCGUCCUCCGCAGCCCUGUCCCUGCAGGCCGAUGCUCCACUGCAGCAGUCGCAGGCUCCCCAGCAGAAAGCCCAGCCUAACGUCGCAUUCAUGGCCGGCAAACCGGGCCAGAACGUGGUAUUCUCUGCCUCGGGGCCCGGCUUCUCCUCGGGGGUGUUCAAGCCACAGCAAGCCCCCCCGCAAGCCUUCGGCAAGCCGCUGAGCCUGCAGCUGCAAGGGGGCAGCAUCGUCAUACAACCACAGCACAUGCACCAGGCCAUGCUGCAAGGCCAGAAUCAGUUCCUGUUGCAGGGGCAGCUGACGGGCGGACAACUCUCCCAGCAGCUGUCUGCUCUGGCACCCGGGGUGGGGGGGCAAAUCCUCACAGCUCAGCCCACGGGCCCCUCACCCAACACCACUCACAUCAUCACCAACCAGGGGCUACCUGCACAGAUCCUCACCAACCAGGGCCUAGCUGGGCAAAUCAACCUGGGCCAAGUGAUUGCCCAGAAUGCCCACGGGGCCACGCACAUUCUAUCUGGCCCCAUCCAGCUGCAGGCAGGGCCUGUGGGGCCCUCCACCGUCUUCCAGAUGCCUGUCUCGCUGGCUGGCGGCCUGGGGCCGCAGGGCACCGGGUCAGGGACCGGGUCUGCUGUCAUCCAGGGAGUGGCCAUGCCUGGUCAGCCCACCGUGCUGGGGGCCGGAGUAGGCGAGGCCCAGGCUCAGGCUGGGAAUUCCGCAACCACCACCAGCCUUGUAGCCCUGGGCAACGGGCAGGGCUCACUGCUGACCGUGCAGAGCUCUGGCCCUCCACUGACCCCGGGGACCCAGGCCGGCAGCACCAGCACUGCACCCACCGGCAAGAUCGUGGUGGCCCCGUCGGGGCCAGCAGCCGCUCAGGACACCACACAGGUCUUCUUCCAGCAGCAGGAACAGAGGCAGCAGCAGCUUUACCAGGCAGCUCUGAAACUGCAGCAGGAGCGAGGAUUGAACCAGCCGCCCCACAGCCUAGCCCCCACCAUCACCACCAGCAGCGUGCCCGCCUCUGUCAUCGUCAGCAGCAGCCUGGGCCUGGCAUCCGGCCCCAUCCCCGAUGCCAAGGGACACGCACCACUGCCCACACUGCCCGUCACACAUUUCCAGCACACCCUGCCUGGUCAGAUGGCUGCAGGGCAGCAGAAGACGCCAACAUCGCAAUCUCCUGCCCCCCAGGCUACAGGGAGCGACGGGCAGCUCCACAUCCAGAUGUCAUCUCCCCAUCAGUCGCGCCCCCCUUCCCAACCCCAGCCCUUGUCCCGCCCCCCCUCCCGGCCCCAGUCCCGCCCCUCCUCCCAGCCGCAGCCCCUGUCCCGCCCCCCCUCCGAGCCCCUAUCCCGCUCCUGCACCCCGUCUCAGCUGCCCCUGCAACCCCUCUACGUCAUCCAGACCCAGUUGCAGUCUCCCCCUCAACCCACCCACCCCAUGCGCCCCCCCUCGCAGCCACACCUGCAGAUGCAGUUCCAGAACGCUGUAGCCCCUCCCCAGGUGACCCCCCCUCCCUCCCACAGCCAAGCCGAGGCCCAGACCCCUCCCCACCUCCAGCCCCCCUCGCAGCCCCUCACCGAGGGCCCCCCACCCCAGGCACACGUGCAGCUGCAGCUGCAUUGCUCCCCACACCCACAGCCUCCCUUGCAGCCCGUCUAUCAGACGGUCACUCUGACCGCCGAGCAGCAGCAGAGGUUCCAGAUGGUGACCAGUCAGUUACAGACCAUGGCCACACACCCCAACCCCCGUCCCCAGCCCAAGACCAUGAUGGAGAAGCUGCAACAGAUGCAACACAGCAUCAUCCUACAGGCCAAGCCGGGCAGUGGGCAGACUGGCCCAGGCCCUACGCCACUGACCAGCACUCCGCCCACCAUGCUGCUCUCCGGGCAGGGGCAGUCGCCCGGACCCCAGCCCCACCCCAUUCCCACCACCUCCACCCCCACCGGCCUGAAGCCCCUGCCCCAGGGAGCGGGUCAGGCUGCUCUUGCCUCCCUCCUGCAGCAAAGCUCCGUCCUCAUCAAGACCACGGCAGGUACCACGGCCACAACCCGCUCUACGGACAGUAAGGUCAUCGCGGGGCCAAACUCAGCAUCUGCCGGUCACCUGCAGCAAGGAGCAGCUGUGCCGUUGCAGAUUAAACCUCUUGUGCAGCACCAGAUGCAGCCCUCGCUGCAGACCAAGACGGGGGUGAUCAGUUCAAUCUCAGGUCUGAACAUGAGCCUGUCCAAAGGGCCGAUCCAGAUCCAGCUCCUGGGGAAAGGAUUGACGCAGCUGGUGCCCGCAGGAACUGUGAGUGCCCACCAGAUGGAGAGUAAACUGGGAAGUUUGAAGACAUCCUUGACGCCUCAGCCCCCGAAGGAGUCCAUGCUGUUGGAGCGACUACGUGGAGAUCAGGAUGGCGUGCUACAACCCAACUGCAAGUCUCCAUUUCGGACUCACCACGACACGUUGAGCCGGCUGCUGCCCUACCACCUGUACCAGGGAACGCUGCCCUCUGUGGACGAACACAGGAAAGUGGACGAGGAGUUUGAAGCCGUCUCGACACAGUUACUGAAGCGGACACAGGCCAUGCUACACAAGUACCGAAUGCUGCUGUUUGAGGAGGCCAGGCGGCUGAGUCCCUCGGCAGAGAUGGUGAUGAUUGACAGGAUGUUCAUCCAGGAAGAGAAAACCUCCCUCUCCACGGACAGACAACUGGCCAAAGACAAACCAGAUGAGUAUGUGGCCUCGUCGUCACGGUGCCACAGCCUGCCCACCUCGUCUUCGCCGCCAUCCUCCUGCUCGUCGCUGCAGGAGCCGCUGCGGCUGCCGUUGGUAGCGAGCUCGACGCCGGUCCACGGGACCAAGCUGGUGAUCAAGCAGUCGGGAGGGUCUCCGUGUGUGUCGUGGGCACGUGUGGGAGGUGGGCCGGAGGGGGGAGAGGACGACACCUUGCACACACGCAGCCGCCCGCCUCCCAUGAAGACAUACGAGGCUCGCAGUCGUAUUGGUCUAAAGCUGAAGAUUAAGCAGGAGGCGGGUCUGAGCAAGGUGGUGCACAACACGGCACUCGACCCAGUACACCAACCGGUCAGCUCGGUCAUCCGCAGCACCGAGUGUCCGGUGGUCAGUGCCACUGCCCGGCAGCUCAACGGGGGCCUGGACCACCACGCCUCUCCCUCGCCCACCGAUCCCCACCCCCACCCCCCCACAGCCCAAUGCAAGCUGCCGCCCAGGAAGAGCCUACGCGAGGCACCGCCCAGCGGUCGCAGUGCCGCUGACCCUCCGGCCAGCUCCGGCCAACCGGACGACGGGCGCAAGGACGGACGCAGGGACGUGCCGGCCAAGUGUGAGGCCACUCCCGCCGGCCCCAGGCAGAGGACAGGCAGGGGCAGGGCGGAGGGAGGGGGCAGGAAAACUCGGACACAUGCUCACCCCCCACCUACCCGUUGCGAGGAGCCCCCUGGGAGCAAGGAGGGCGAGGGGGGGCUGCGGGCAGCGCCGGAGGAGCUGGUGAGAGGCAUCAUUAAGGCCGAGCCCACCGACGGCUCUUGGGAACUGGCCCUGCCCCCUCCAAAGAGGACCAAAUGCGAGUCGUUCGACAUGGACAACGCUAGCUUCUCCAGCGAUAGCCCCCAGGACGACACGUUGACAGAACACUUGCAGAGCGCCAUCGAUAGCAUCCUCAAUCUCCGGCAACCCCAGUCAUCCCUGGCUCCCCCUGUCUCCUCACCCUACCACGCCUCCGACAUUAGCUCGCCCUUCUCCCCAACCACACACUCGGACACCUACCUUGCACCCAAUCGUAACGGUGGCCUUGGAGCUAGGACUUACACCAGAUGACU
Molecule: messenger RNA, 5711 nt
Organism: Leucoraja erinaceus (little skate)
Lineage: Eukaryota; Metazoa; Chordata; Chondrichthyes; Rajiformes; Rajidae
Product: BRD4-interacting chromatin-remodeling complex-associated protein-like
Biological process (GO): positive regulation of DNA-templated transcription
Cellular component (GO): SWI/SNF complex
Source: RefSeq, a predicted model, not a curated record